CCAAGACUCCAAAACCCCUCGCUUCCUUCUUCCUCGGGCGGCGGAGGCGGUGGCCAUGGACAAGGACGUGCUGGGCGGCAUGGACGGCCUCGCCGAGGAGGACCAGAUGCGCAUGCCCGCCAUGGUUGAACUGCUCCAGAUCCGUGACAGUCUGAAAUUUUACUAUUCCCUGGUGGAGAGGUGCUUCAGGGACUGCGUGGACACUUUCCGCCGCAAGACCCUGGACAAGCAAGAGGAGUCAUGUGUCCGCGGUUGCGCCGAGAAGUUCAUGAAGCACUCCAUGAGGGUUGGCCUGAGGUUCACAGAGAUUAACCAGGGCGUGGCCACCCCUGACUAAUCGUGUCAAUUUCGUUGCCCCUGCCAAGAUUCUAACCGUGGAGAUUUUGUCAGCAUCGAUUUGUGAUCCUAAAAAGAUUUUAGCACUUCUUGAGAUGUGCAACUCAGUUAGGUUGCCUCUUGAACAAACUGCUGGGUAUGAAAUUGGGUAAAAUUACCUUGAACCAACUCUGUAUCCAUUCAUACUUGAGUAACUUGCUAGCUGCCGAGAAGAGUUUGGGUUCAUGUUUCACACUUGAAUCAGCAGAUUUUGAGCCACAUAAGUGCAUAUUAUGGUUGCUAUAGCCAGGUAUUGUUUGUAUUGUGGACAGCAUGGUGCAAGGCUGUAAAGGCAACUUUCUUCUUGCCCUCUCUUAAGACAUCUGCCUUCUUUGACAGCAAAGGAUGCAGGACUAUGCACAUGAGCUCAUCAUGCCAUGAACUGAUGCACUUGGAAUUGGAAUUUGUGAGACAAAAGGGGGCAGGAUCCAGCACAUGUAUUGUGUUCUGGGGCGGUACACGUAUUGACCACCCGAUCGUGCCGUCAACAGCUCAGAUCAAGCUGCCGACCCCAGUUGCCAUUGGAGGUUCACAAUGGUUUGGACGUGAUCACCUUUGGCAUCUCAUGGAGCUUGGCCAAUGGCCAUUGGCGGCAAUUUGGGCGGGUUGGCCCGCGGCCACCUUGUGCCCACUACCCGCUGUGUGACCGUCCAAGUUGGCGUGUUGUUUUCUCAUGUGGAGCCAGCAGGGCGGACAGCGGCAUGAUCCCAUGGCGAAGGUGCAGGACAGAUCUCCAAUAUCUCAUUUGGAGCUGCAUGGCAUGGCGUGUCGGUGCUGUGGCACUGUAGCCUGCCCUACUGAAGCUGCUGCUUGUUCUGGUGUGUGUGUG
Molecule: messenger RNA, 1204 nt
Organism: Panicum hallii
Lineage: Eukaryota; Viridiplantae; Streptophyta; Magnoliopsida; Poales; Poaceae
Product: mitochondrial import inner membrane translocase subunit Tim9-like
Exons: 2
Coding region: 56-337 (93 amino acids)
Source: RefSeq, a predicted model, not a curated record